Molecule: messenger RNA, 393 nt
Organism: Rotaria sp. Silwood2
Lineage: Eukaryota; Metazoa; Rotifera; Eurotatoria; Philodinida; Philodinidae
Source: the annotation of a GenBank genome assembly
AUGGCUUAUGUUCGUGUUGCACAUCGUGGAUAUCCAGCUCGACCACCAUUAGCAAAUUAUCCUAUCAUGCAUCGUAUUCCAAUACAACAUCAACAUUUGGUUAGACAUAGACACAAUGCACCAAGACAUGUACCUGUUUUACAUGCGCCAACAUAUCCCGGUGAAUAUGAUUUUUUUGGAGGAGAAGAAGAAGAGCAACAACUAUAUGGACAAGAUCCAUACCAACAUCCAGAAGUUCUAAUACCAGAUCAAUAUAGAAGAUCGAAAUAUCAUUCAACAAAGCGAACUCCAACUUUUAUGUCAUUACAAAAUUAUUAUAAACGAUCAUCAACACGUUCAUCUGGUCGAUAUGUUCAACCUAAAUAUUCAUCAUAUACCUAUUAUAGACGCUAA